AUGGCCUUUUUUGAUGCGCAAGAAGUUAUCGUCUUUCAUCAUUUGCAUUAUAGUGUUCGUACAUCAAUCGCCGCCGGCCUUGGAUCUCCUCCACCUCUGCCGCCACUCCGGCCUCUUCUCCGGCGUCCGAUCGCAGCAUUUCAGCGCGAUCUGCAUCAGCUUCAGCACCCCCCUAUUAGCCCCCAUCUGCACCGCCAUCUCCUCGUCGAAUACCUCCCCCGUCCACUCCUCCCUCACCCGCACACAAUGAUGAAGAAAGAUUUGUAUCUACCGCAAGAUAUAUGGAGACAGAUCCUUGGGAGACUCCCGAUUGAAAGUAUUCCGAGAUGCAAGUAUGUUUGUAAAUCAUGGCGUGAUAUGAUAGAAGGAAAAGAGGGUGAGUUUGUCACAUUGUAUACUCCAAAACCAGGCAUGGCCUUCGCUCAUCCGAAAAUGGGGUAUGCGGUAUGCGAUGAGGCCUUGCGGACACUUUUCCGAUUCGGCUUGCCUCCUCCUCACGACCUAUAUUCAACUCCCGAUCACCACCGUAUUGUAAUUGGUUCAGUUAACGGUUUGAUUUUGGUGUGGGAUGGAUUGGAUGCUUCUAAUCAUUGCCUUUUCAUACUCAAUCCAAUCACUCAUGAGUAUAUUGAGCUUCCUACUCUGCCGGCACGUAGGUGCGUAUUUGGGUUUGGAGUGAGCAAAUUAAGUGGGCAAUAUAAGAUUAUAUGUGGUGAUGAAUCUAGGUUUUGUCACAUAUACAGUCUAGGUAGAGGAGAAGGGUUGUGGAGAAGCAUCCCAGCGUCGUCAACAACUAAACUGCCUUACUGCGGAGUGGCAAGACCACCAUAUAGCGUGCCUUAUGAUUAUGCUUUAUUUUUGAACGGAAAUAUUCACUGGCUUGCAACAAAUUUUGAGAAUAAUCUUUUGGUCUCCUGCCUUGAUCUUGAAACCGAGUUAUUUACAUGUUUUUCUCUUCCUCCAUGUGAAGGCGGCGAAUAUAUGCUUGGUUUAUAUAGUGGAUAUCAGCUAUGUAUUUUGGAAGAUCGGUUGUGUUUAUGCGACAACAUUACAAAUCUUUUUCGUGUUGUUAUUUGGAUGAUGGAAAACUACGGAGAUACAAAUUCGUGGGUAAUGGAAUAUACCUUCGACUCACCAGCAAAAACAAUCAGUCCAAUUUUUUUCCCACUCAAGAUUUUGGCAGAUGGUGACCUAUUGUACGCAUUUAAAGAUCGACUAUCUAUCUACUCCAAAAACACAAGAGCUUUUAAGCCAUAUGGUCGUCUUCGACAUUCUGGGUAUUCUAAUUUGUUCAACACGGUUACUUUUACUCCAAGCUUUCGUUCGCUCAAGACCAUGGGGAUUCAUAAUGUUCAAUCGUUAAGGUUUUAUUAA
Messenger RNA from Salvia hispanica, 1374 nucleotides. Its product is annotated as F-box protein At3g07870-like. Lineage: Eukaryota; Viridiplantae; Streptophyta; Magnoliopsida; Lamiales; Lamiaceae. Gene Ontology annotation, molecular function: protein binding. The record is from RefSeq and is a predicted model, not a curated record.